UCUCUUCCCCGCCAUGCUCGGACUCGCCAGCCUGUCCCUUCUCUCUCUCGCGGCCCUCUCCCUUGCCCAAGACCUCGGCGUGCCGCUUAAGUGGAGGAAAUUCUCCAACGACCGUUCAGAUGCCGAAAUCAUCAAGAUCUCCGAGGCCGCCAUCGACGCUAUCCUCCCGAAACUGAAGAAAGAUACGGGCGAGUUCGACGGCAUUGGCUACUGGCAGUCGGGCAAUGUCUGGGCGUCCAUGGCGAACGAGGACUAUCGCGCCGGCACGACGAAGUACAAGGACCAAGUCGUCAACCAGCUGAAGAACGUGUGGGGUCUGCGUGACAACUAUGAUCAGUGGGGGUUCAACGAUGACGCUGCAUGGUGGGCUACCGCGGCCAUCUACGCUUGGCGUGCGUACAACGACAAGGACCUGUUGAACAACGCCAUCAAGACGUGGGAGCACAUCAGCACAUACGCCAUCUCCGACGACGACGCCAAGGCAGGCAAGAUCUCGACGAAGGACUUCACCUUCAAGGGAACAUGCAAUGACAAGAGCAUGGCCGGCGGUGUCUUCUGGAAAACCGAGAAAGGCAGCGACGGCAUCAACAGCAUCACCACAGGCCUCUACAUGACCCUCUCCGCCUACCUCGGCGAGGCCACGGGCGACGACAAGUACAUCACGGCCGCCGAGAAGAGCUUAGCCUGGAUCCGCAACAUUAACAUGAAGGACAACCUCGCCCUCGACUCCAUCACGGCUAAGGACUGCAAGCACGGCGCGGACUGGCUCUUCACCUACAACACUGGCAAGCUGCUCGAGGGCCUUGAAAUCCUGGUGGACUUGACCGACAACGACGACUACAGGAAGCUCGCCGCCAACGUCGCGAACGCGGCCAUGAAGACAAAUGCGUGGCACCGCGACGACGGCGUCAUCAAAGAGGGCGCCUACCCCAACGAGAACAACGACGCCGUCGGCUUCAAGUCCGUCCUCGUCCGCGCCCUCGACGAAGCGUACAACCGCCGGAAGGGCGACAACGAGGCGCUGCGCAUCCUCAUCCAUUCGUACGUCUGCGUGCAGUUCAACGCCCUCCUCGACCUCGCGGCCAAGGGAGACACGUACUCCAGUUCGUGGACCGGGCCCGCUCAGGACUUCACGACGUGGGGCCAGAUGGCGGCGCUCGACGUCUUCGUCGCCGCUAUCAAUGCGGCCUGAGACGAGGGUGGUGGCAGUGGUAGGGUGGCGUCUGAGCAAGUUUAGCAGGAUCGCGCCCAAGUCCAUCUGUCUUUACGAUCUUUACUUCAAGUUAUUCUGUCUGUGAAUGUGCUUGAGGGUAAGAAGAAUCAGCUACUCCUCGCGGUAGAAGUCAAGCACAUCCCAUGGCUUUACGUUGAUCAGCGCGUCUACAUGCAGC
Molecule: messenger RNA, 1391 nt
Organism: Schizophyllum commune H4-8
Lineage: Eukaryota; Fungi; Basidiomycota; Agaricomycetes; Agaricales; Schizophyllaceae
Product: glycoside hydrolase family 76 protein
Exons: 12
Coding region: 14-1192 (392 amino acids)
Biological process (GO): carbohydrate metabolic process
Source: RefSeq, a predicted model, not a curated record